AUGGAACCACUGAGCGACCCUCUGAACGAUCGCGUGGUCAAGAACUCCACCAUUCCUCCCCAUAGGCCUUUAGACCAUAAUCUCCUUUUCCCAGAUAAAUCCAAAAUUCCAGAUACAAAAAUCCUUCGAGAGCAUCUAAAAAAAGAAGGAAAACUGCACAAAAGUGAUUUAAUACAAAUUAUAGAAAGUGCUUCAUCUAUCUUUCGGUCUGAACCAAAUCUCUUGUGGCUUAGAGAUCCAAUUAUAAUUGUGGGAGACAUUCAUGGGCAGUUUUAUGACCUUUUAAAAAUGUUUGAAAUCGGAGGAAGCCCAAAAGUUACAAAAUAUUUGUUUUUAGGGGAUUAUGUUGACAGAGGAGUAUUUUCGACUGAAGUAAUUAUUUUACUUUACUCAUUGAAAGUUAGGUAUCCAGAUAAGAUUUAUAUGCUCCGUGGUAAUCAUGAAUCGAGAAAUAUGACUUCAUAUUUUAACUUCCGAUCUGAAUGCAUCACCAAAUAUGACUUACCUUUUUAAUAAAGAAUAAAACCUUGUUGAAUUUCAUUUAAUACAAAGUUGAUGACUAUAUCUAUAUAGAAAUUUUUUUUUUUUUUAAAAAAAAAAUUCGAAAUAGCAUUAGAUAUUAAAAUUUAAAAUUAAUAGCAAUAUUUUUAUUUUCCUUGCUAAAACAUUUUUAGGCCAAAAAUAUAAAAGAGUUAGAUGCUUAUGAUAGGAUUAUGGAGAGUUUUGAUUUACUUCCUUUAUCAUCUCUCAUUAAUGAAAAAUUUAUUGCACUCCAUGGAGGAAUAUCCCCACGGCUUGCCGCAAUAGAAGAUAUUGGAGAUAUCAACAGGUUCAGAGAGCCUCCUAAAGAUGGAAUUUUUUGUGAUAUUUUGUGGUCUGACCCUAUUAAUGAUGACUAUGGUAGAUUAUCCAGCCAAUUUCAACCAAACCAAGCGAGGGGCUGCAGUUUUGUAUUUGGCCAUGAGGCUGUAACAAAGUUUUUAGACAGAACCGAUUUAAUUUCUAUAAUAAGAGGCCACGAAGCCCAGCUCGAUGGUUUCAAAAUGCACCGAUGAAAUGGCAGCAAUGAGUUUCCUUCCGUGAUUACAGUAUUUUCAGCUCCCAAUUAUUGCGAUACUUACAAUAACAAAGCUGCAAUAAUCAAGCUUGACGACGACGUUAUCAAUAUCCAGCAAUUUAACUUCACAAAUCAUCCAUUUAUGCUGCCCAAUUUCAUGAAUGUUUUUGCAUGAAGUGUCCCUUUUCUGGUAGAAAAAGUUAUGGCUAUUUUUAUGGCACUUUUGGAAAAAAAAUCAGUUAAUGGAAAGGCAGAAGCUGAUGAACAGUACGAAAAAAGAUGCGAAGAACUAGAGAAACAAAUUAGAGAAAAACAUAAAGCAAUAUUAAAAGAUAAAGUAAAGUCUAUAGGAAAAAUGAUGAAGCUUUAUAAAAAGGUAAGAGAAGAGCAUGAAUUUUUGCUUGAUAGCCAGGCCACAAUUUUUAGUGGCCAAAUGUCAAAGCAUGUGUUCUUUGAAGAUAAUUUGGCCUUUGAAUGUGAUGAAGAAAACUUUAUGAAGGCUAAAGCAGUCGAUGAAAGCCUUGAAAAAAGCUUUAAUUCUUAUAUUUAA
Molecule: messenger RNA, 1607 nt
Organism: Blepharisma stoltei
Lineage: Eukaryota; Ciliophora; Heterotrichea; Heterotrichida; Blepharismidae
Source: the annotation of a GenBank genome assembly